Messenger RNA from Microtus oregoni (creeping vole), 577 nucleotides. RefSeq names its product acidic proline-rich protein PRP33-like. NCBI's taxonomy places the organism in Eukaryota, Metazoa, Chordata, Mammalia, Rodentia, Cricetidae. The record is from RefSeq and is a predicted model, not a curated record. The transcript has 4 exons. The coding region runs from base 51 to 491 and encodes 146 amino acids.
CUUACUUCUCCCAGCACAGACUUGGGAGCAACUCCAGAGCCUCCUCCAAGAUGUUGGUGGUCCUGCUCACAGCAGCCUUGUUGGCCCUGAGCUCAGCUCAGAGAGCAAAUGCAGAGAUCAUCUAUGAAGACUCUUCUGCUCAGCUCUUAGAGGGAGAGCAAAAAAGCCAGAGCAAUGGUCAACAGCAUAAGAGACCCCCUCCUGGAAAAGCACCAAGACCUUCUGAUUCAGACAAUGCUGACAAAGAUGGUGAUGCUGUUGCUGAUGAGGAUGAAGGUGAAGAAGAUGGAAAGAAACCUGAGAAACCAAGUCGCCCUCCUAAACCUGGAAAACCACAAGGCCCACCCCAGGAGGGAGAACAGGAGAAACCAAGUCGCCCUCCUAAACCUGAAAAACCACAAGGCCCACCCCAGGAGGGAGAUCAGAACAAACCAACUCGCCCUCCUAAACCUGAAAAACCAGAGGAGGGUGGUGAUGAAGAGGAAAACUAGAAAACGGUUACCUUCAAUGUCCUUUCAAUGGAACAAUGAUGCUGUAAGUGAACCUCAACACUUCAAUAAAAUAUUUAGCAUGUAAA